Mastomys coucha (southern multimammate mouse) is the source of this 2579-nucleotide messenger RNA. Its product is annotated as tripartite motif-containing protein 30A-like. The transcript has a single exon. Lineage: Eukaryota; Metazoa; Chordata; Mammalia; Rodentia; Muridae. Gene Ontology annotation, molecular function: protein binding. The record is from RefSeq and is a predicted model, not a curated record. The annotation marks the transcript as partial.
CUCUACGUGAAAACAGCCACGAAAGCAUUUUCAUUAACAAAAAAAAAAAGACAAAUAGGAUAUAUAAGCGUAUUCUAUGAGAGGAAUCUUCAACUUCUUCAGACCUACCAUUUGGGUGUCCUGGGAUAUCCAGCUAUCUCCUCAGGGAAGCAUUACUGGGAAGUAGACGUGUCUAGAAGUGAUGCCUGGCUCCUCGGAUUAAAUGAUGGAAAAUGUGCUCAACCUCAACUUCAUUCAAAGGAUGAAAUGGGCUUCAAAACAAAACAUUAUUCUAAUGUUAAACAAAAUGUAAUGUAUCAGCCUAAAUGUGGCUACUGGGUUAUAGGGCUGACGAAUGGGUCUGUAUACAAUGCCUUUGAUGAGUGUUCUAUCACCCACAAUUCCAGUGUCCUGGCCCUCUCUCUGCCUAGUCCUCCCAGUCGUGUUGGAGUUUUCCUGGACCGGGAAGCUUGCACUCUCUCAUUUUAUGAUGUUUCUCGCUAUGGAGCUCUCAUCUAUAGGUUCUAUGACCCUGCCUUCCCUGGUAAAGUCUACCCAUAUUUUAAUCCUAUGAAUUGUUCAGAGCCAAUAACAGUAUGCGGUCCACCAUCUUAAACCCACACCUAUACAGUGCAGUGCCCCCAUGUCUGGUGUAUCUCAUGUGCCAGAGCUCCCCUGCAUCAUUCUAACUUCUUUUGUCUUGGGCCCUUUAUUUUAAUGACCUUCACUUCUAACUAUAAACAGGUGUGGACUCAUUACCUUGAUCCAGUUGCUUCUCUACUCACAAGAUGAUUACUCUCAUUUGUGAUUUCCCAUAUUCCCAAAGAAAAUGGCUGCUUCUUCACUAAGUGAGAGAGCCUCUGCUAGCACCAUCUCUGUAGGAACACAGUCAAAAGAAUGACUCACAGCAAACAACAUCCUAGGGACCUCUAAUAGAGGACCCAGAAAAAAGAAAGAGGGCCUUUUACCUCAAGGACAGUUUGUUCUCUGGAUUUCUUUGGAAGUAAUUUUGUGCCUCCUGCAAAAAGAACAUAUGUGUUCAAUUUAUAAGACAUAUUUAUUCUUGUUGGAUGUCAGAACAUAGCUAUAGAACCUAUGCCUGUGCAAGGAUAUACUCAUGCCAGCCUCAAUGGACACUGGUUCUGCAUACGGGCUUGUGCCUUAAUUUUGUGCUUUCUAAGGUAUAAUCUAUAGUAUAAUGCCAGACAAUUGUGUUUAUAUGGUCUGACCUGAGACAAUUGUAGUCAAGGUUUGUUAAUAUUUAGUAUGUUCUUACUGGUAUUUAUUUGCAUGUUUUUCUGAUUUGGUUCUUCUGAACUCCAACAACUUUCCUGCUUGCUUUUGUACAUUCACGUAAAAGCACAGUGAAGCUGAAGUAAAGUUGUCUGCAGUGUUAGGCUGUAGUCCCCCAUUCUUUAAGAUUUUCAAACCGCAGGUCUUACAGACAGAACUACCUAGGUCCACAACAGUAGACACUCCUUCCUUUUUGUGGUGCCAGAGAUAAAAGCCAGGGCUUCCUGUGUGCUUAUGAGUUGCUCUACCACUGAGUGACUUGCCUCUUCUUUGUCAGGUCUCCAUAACUUAUUCUUUCUCUCACUGAUAAAAGAUGAAAGAAAGUUCUCCAGAAUGUCUACCAGUUUUGAAAUUUAUAUGUAGGAAUCUCUUACUAAGGAUUGGGCCUUAGCAGGAGGGCAGUUUAACCACAAUGCUUGUGUUUCAUCAAAUAGUUAAGAAGGAAACAUCUCAAAUGAUAUCUACUAAGAACAUGUGUGGAGAGUAUACAGGUUCCAAUCCUGCCUCUCCACAUAGCAGUACAACCCUGAAUAACAUUCCCUAAAGCCUGUGUAUGCUUGCUUGUUUGGUUUUAUUUUUUAUUUCAUUUUUUGUUUUUGUUUUUCAGUUUUGGUAAAAUAGUGCACCUAUAUUGCAGGUCAUUGUAGAAAAAUAAAUUUGAAAUCUUUAGAAGACUCUGAGAGUAAAAUCCCUUUCCUCUAUGAGUGAUGAGCUGUGUUCAUUUUCUCAGACUCUCUUGGCUGAAGAAGGCAGCUAGCUCUGACAGAUGAAUCUCUCACUCCACAAAUAUGCUAUAGAACACCUAGGCAGAAGCACAUAUACAAAUGAAAAGGAUUAUGUAAUUUUUAGUAAGAGAAGAAGUUCAAUACUUAUAAUACAUCCAGUGUACAUUCAGUAGGUAUUGGUUGUGCUAAUUACUGGGUAGAUGUUCUGUGUGACACUGUGUGACUGGGGAAACUAAGGUGUAGAUCUUCUCAUGUCUGGAUGUUAGGUCCUGGAAGCUGCCACCAAGACUACUCUAAUAUGUUGUAGAUAUCUAUGAUUUUUUUGGUUUUCACACUUAUUUUUUGAAAGGAUAUUUGUUUUGCUGUAUUCGUUAUCAAGUCUAUGAUUUUCCAUUUUGCAAAGAAUGAUAAUGAUGACAAUGAUACCCAUAACUGUAUCUUCUGUUGUGUUGUAAAAUGUAAACAAUAGAAUGUUUCUAGGAACUCACUGUUUGUAGCAUGUAAGAGGUAUCUGAUAUGGUAUCUGUUAAGUUUUUUCUCCCUGUUGAUGUGACCAUAAUAAAGUAUCAUUGAGAUGACAAA